CGUAGGAUUUAUACCGCGAUGGUACUGGGAUAAAGUGAAUUCUGCCACGCAUACAAGUCACCAAAGCUCUGUACGUAGUAGUUCAGCCGCAGUGCAGCCUGCUCAAGGUGCGGUGGGAGGCUGGCGAAUAUAAUACCGGGAACGUCUAGUGUUCAUUCCGCUUCCGCUCGGAACAUUGGUCAUACCGUGAGACAGACAACUUUCGCUAAAAAUCAUAGCAAAACCGAUGGGCUUCAGAUUGCUAUUUUUGGGAGUAAGAUAGUAUAUUUGCUCAUUAUCCUCCCAAAUUUCCAAUACAGUGAGAAUAACGCGUCUCGCGUUCAAGUUGUCACAACCAUCUGACCCUUUCACUUGUUUCCUCACUACCGUGGACAUCGUCGUCUUGCUCGUUGCGUUCUAUAUCUCGCUCACUGUCAAAUUUGGUGAAUAAUACAUAUUGAUUACCCCUUGGCUUCCGCUUUUUUUCCUCGACACGCGUAAACAUGGCGACACCGUCUUCGUCAGCCACGUCGCCAUCACCACCAAUGGCGUAUCUACAACCUGUAGUCCCCAUCGUUCCUUCCAGUCAAGGACCUUCUUCGUCCUCGCUAUCCUCGCUAUCGCCUUCGACGGACUCUGGAGAAGGGGAAAGGAGAAAAAAGGCGGUACAGAAGUUUCUUGCUAGAGCCGAGUUAUCUAAUGUUACAAGAACGCUGCGCACGCGGUUGUCAUACGCAUCGUCCAAGACGAACCACAAUAUUACUUCGCCUUCUUUGGGAGAUCUCGAAGCUCAAUCCCAGAGCACAAGUUCCGCCGUACCCCGCUCCUACGCCGCGAAACGUAAGGCACCUUCACAGCCUGUCGGGAAUGCUAUGCCCAGUCCACUCAGACGAGGUAGUCUUGGUCCCAGGCCCCGGACUCCAGCCAACACCGGCAAUGUCGGUGCCUCAACAAGCACCGCUACAACCGAGUCCAACACACAGACACUGUUCACAUCCAUCUUGGCACCGCCGCCCUCAAAUCAGGCUCGUACCAUUCUGAAUGCAAACGACCCGCCAGUUGCUGCUCCAGUUAGACCUGCUAUGUCUCCAAAAGUGCGCAACGUGAAUAAUGACAAGGCUGUCAAGAGCAUCGCAGAGUCGACGCGCGCACAUGCUAAAAGUCGUCGUCAACCCGAUAAGCGAAAGGACAAGCGCAAGAGUAGAAAAGCAGUCGACGCUGAUGGUGAUGUCGACAUGGAGGCUGCAGCGACUCUCACUUCCCUCUUACUUCAUCAUCGGCCAUCGAUUGCCGGUAGCGCGUCGUCACCGCGGUCUAGUAUCGACGGCUCCGAGGCGGGAACGCCAUAUUCACAGCAGCCUAUUUCGGCGCGUUCGUCAUUUUCCUCUAUUCCUCCUUCUAAUACCGCGUCGAACGCAUCAAUAUCAUACAGGAGUAACACUCCCCCUAGAAGCUCGAACACUAAUGUUCAGCAGCAACAGGGACAAAGUACUCCUCGUCCUGCCCCAACAGAUAAUGAAGCUGCGGAUCUCAUGUUGUUCCUUGCUACUUCACCUUCACCAGCUCGCCCGACAACGAGCAAAGAUGCCAGAGACGCCGCCGCGUUUCACGCGCUUACCCAUUCCGACAACGGGAAUAUGAUGCGUGCGAAACCGCGUGUUUUGUUCCCCACGCAAGGUGACUUUGCGGAUGAAUCCGGUAUCACGCAUCCGUCCUCUGCUGUAGGAACUAGACUGCUGAACAGCGACGGCUUUACCAAUUCGAAUAUAUCGAGAACUGGGACCGACGUGGAGCCUCCAGUUCAUCAUUCUACGACUGACAGGAGCAGUUCAGCUUCACAGCAGCAUACGGCCGUCCAGUUACAACAACAACCAGCGUCUUCCACUGUGCACGGAACUUACUUACUCCCCCCUCCUUCUCUACCCUCGUCCCAACGUCCUACUCCCUCGAGUUUUCCGUCCAGUCCAUCAUCUCUUCGAAACGAAUCGAGUCCUCGGCCUGAACAUCCUAUAGCCGGAGGCCAGACUGACUUCAAUUUCAGUGAAUAUAUACACGCAUCGCCUACACGGCCUGGUUCUGGAAGUGGUCAUCCCGCCAACUCCCAAAAAGCGAAUCUGGGACUUAGAGCGGAUGUUGGAAGGAAGCUUUUUGAGGAAGAGCAAAUCAGGUUGCAACAGAAACGAAGACCGGAAGACAGGGGUCUUGAGGCUGGGAUCGACCUGGUGAGGACCUAACAUUUCGAGAUUGCCGAAGUGCGGUAUCGAAUAUGAAGAAUUCACCGGAGGGUGAACACAGACUAGCAGGGAGAGCAUUAUCUUCC
Molecule: messenger RNA, 2299 nt
Organism: Lentinula edodes (shiitake mushroom)
Lineage: Eukaryota; Fungi; Basidiomycota; Agaricomycetes; Agaricales; Omphalotaceae
Exons: 2
Coding region: 483-2213 (576 amino acids)
Source: RefSeq, a predicted model, not a curated record